This is a messenger RNA of Pestalotiopsis fici W106-1, 582 nucleotides long. RefSeq names its product Protein RER1. The transcript has 4 exons. NCBI's taxonomy places the organism in Eukaryota, Fungi, Ascomycota, Sordariomycetes, Amphisphaeriales, Sporocadaceae. Gene Ontology annotation, biological process: retrograde vesicle-mediated transport, Golgi to endoplasmic reticulum; protein retention in ER lumen. The coding region runs from base 1 to 582 and encodes 193 amino acids. Gene Ontology annotation, cellular component: Golgi membrane. The record is from RefSeq and is a predicted model, not a curated record.
AUGGAGAGCCUCAACGAGGAGCAGACCCCCUUCGCUGCUGUCACAGCGCAGACCUCGAAGCUGCAAAGACAAUACCAAGCCUACCUGGACAAGUCGACCCCCUUCGUCACGUACCGAUGGAUCGGAACGGCAGCGCUCCUCAUGAUCUUCUUCCUGCGAGUCUUUGUGGCGCAAGGCUGGUACAUUGUUGCCUACGCGCUCGGAAUCUACCUGCUCAACCUGUUCCUCGCAUUUCUCCAGCCCAAGUUCGAUCCCUCGGUCGAGGCCCUCGAUAGCUCCAUGGACAUGGAAGAUGGAAGUGCUGGAGGUCUUCCCACCAAGCAGGACGAGGAGUUCCGCCCUUUCAUCCGCCGCCUUCCCGAAUUCAAGUUCUGGCACGCCGCCACCCGGGCUGUCGCUAUUGGCUUCGUGUGCAGUUGGUUCGAGGUCUUCAACGUCCCCGUCUUCUGGCCCGUCCUUGUCAUGUACUGGAUCAUCCUCUUUGUCCUGACCAUGAGGAAGCAAAUCCAGCACAUGAUCAAGUACAAAUACGUUCCCUUCUCCUUUGGCAAGGCCAAGUACGGCAAGGCCAGCACCUCGUAA